AUGUCUCUUCCUCGCCCACUUGCCGCGGGCAUUGCCGGCCCAAGGCCUGAAAUACUACAACAGGACGGCCGCAACCGUGGCCUGGAGCAGGCCUACUACCCAUGCGACCCGGCCGAUGGGCCCGACUGCCAGUUCCCGUUGCCAUUCGUAGUCGACGAAGCCAGUAUGGCCAAUACCCUGGACUCAAGCGAUCCACCUGUUGACAUCAUUCAAGAGGAACAGGCCACUCCAUGGAGCUCCUCUAAGUCAUUCGAGGGGGCCACCUCCGCCCUUAGCUCUACUGGUUCGUUGGAUGAUGACAUGGAAUGGGCGGUCGACUUGGGCUGGCCAACCUCCGAAGCAGGAACCCCCUCUCAGUUCCUCGAAUCGUCCGUCACAACCGCCGUCGACGACUUGGAAAAGCCAAUUAAUUAUAAGGCGGCUCCUCAAAUUGUUUCCCCAGCGAAAAAACAACAGUCGAUCGAUAUUGUUGUGGUCAGCGACACAAAAUCCGAGUCCAGUGCACGCGUUAGUGCACCGCUUCCGCCGUCUUCCCCGGGCCGGCCUAAAAUAAACGCAUCUUCGCAGUCUUUCUACGGACUGCGCGACGCUGUCUACCGCUCGCUCGGCAACAGCCAACAAAAUAUUGUUCGUGCUCUGGCCGUCUCUGAAGAUAACACGCCAGACGCUAGCAGAACCGCGAACCCAGUGCCUGCUGGCGAGUCGGAUUCUUACGACGGCUCUUGGUGGAUGCUCGAAAGUGAUGCGGCUUUACAAGCGUAUAUUGCAGGCAAUUUCAUUCCCAAGGCCAACAUCGAGGCACGGCUUAGGGAGGCCCGUCUCCCGGAAGCAAGCCACCUCGUCCGCGGUUUCGCAAGCGCUGUCAUCGCUCUGGGCGCAUACUAUCACCGACAGCACGUAUACGCCAUUGUUACCGAUUGCAGUGCUCAGAAGCAGAAGCAGAAGCAGAAGCAGAAGCAGAAGGAGAGUUCCUCUUGCUCACAUAACGCUGAAGGCGGAAACCUCGAAGACGCCCGGGCAUCGUGGCGUCUACGUGCCGCUCUUGCAUUCCGCGGGUGUGUGCGAGGGCUGCCUAGUCAGCCGCUCAAACUCCAGUUAACUCUACUGAGCCCCUUUUUGCUCGUGCAUCUUGUGCACUGCUCUCCUUCUUUACUGACAAUUCCUCGCUACCGUCAGGCUUCUAUUGCCAGCGAGUGCAAUAUACCAUCUCUUGUCACCGAGAAUGUGGCAAUCGCCGUCAUGCAUGUUCGCGAACUGGACUUGGCACAGAUUAAUCCUGACGAUGAGGAGUCUGUUCUCAGCUCGGCUUACUCGUAUGUGCUUGACGUGUCUUACGCUCUUAACCGAGGAGCACCUCCGAUGCUCGAUUGCGACUGGGUGGAUGGUUCGGGCCCUGUAAGCCACAGAUCCGAAGAGGACCUACUGGGCAUACGGUCACUGGCGGCUGUGAUGCAUCGUUGUUUGAGGAGGCAGUUCAGUCCCCGGGCGUCUUACGCGUACUCUUCAGCGGCGGUGACUGGCGGCGGCAGAAGGCAAAGCCAUUGGAAGUCCCAGGAACAGCUGCGAUACUGGGUCGAAGCCUUCCCCGACCUGAACUUGCGGAUCACGCCUGGUAACACCGGCUGUCUGCCCACCAGCACCGCACGCAUGGCCUUCUGCAUGUAUCACCGCGCUGUCUUCCUAACAAAUUGCCCGUGGAUUGUUGCCGCUGCUGAGUUUGACGCUGAGCCCAUGUCCGAGCAUGACGGAGACGGGGAUCAAGAUGCUCUUGGACAUGGGUGCUGCAUUCGGACGUGCUUGGAAUCGGCCCAGCAGGUGAUUGAUGCCAUCCCUUGCUUUUUCUCCCAGUCGUCGUCCGGCACAAAGCUCGAGAGGGAAGUUCCAGGGGAGCAUAGACGAAAGGCGGUUGCACUGGGCGGGCUAUGUCACGGAUCCCUGGCCCGUAUAAGCCUUGACGAGAACGAUGCCAAGAGCGACGGCGAUGGCGAUGGCGUUGACAACGGUCACGGCCAUAGCGGUCACCACCCGACUCUUGAGCGAUUUAGUUUGCUCAUGUCAAUCGCCGAUCGCUGUGAUCCCACGUAG
Messenger RNA from Colletotrichum gloeosporioides, 2085 nucleotides. RefSeq lists its product as uncharacterized. The coding region runs from base 1 to 2085 and encodes 694 amino acids. The transcript is spliced from 5 exons. NCBI's taxonomy places the organism in Eukaryota, Fungi, Ascomycota, Sordariomycetes, Glomerellales, Glomerellaceae. The record is from RefSeq and is a predicted model, not a curated record.